Messenger RNA from Mus caroli (Ryukyu mouse), 1005 nucleotides. RefSeq names its product olfactory receptor 4F6-like. The record is from RefSeq and is a predicted model, not a curated record. NCBI's taxonomy places the organism in Eukaryota, Metazoa, Chordata, Mammalia, Rodentia, Muridae. Gene Ontology annotation, cellular component: membrane. Gene Ontology annotation, molecular function: olfactory receptor activity; G protein-coupled receptor activity. Gene Ontology annotation, biological process: G protein-coupled receptor signaling pathway.
GGGUAUUGUAGAAAGAUCUGAAUAACUGAAGACAGAUCAAAUGAAUGAAGCAAAUUACUCAGAAGUAUCUGAAUUUAUAUUCCUGGGACUAUCAACCUACAGACCAACACAAUAUUUCCUCUUUGCUUUUGCUAUAAUAUCAUAUGCAGCAACAUUUCUAGGAAAUUUCUCAGUUGUGUUUAUAGUGAUCUUUGACCCUCAUUUACAUUCAUCCAUGUACUUCCUUUUAGCUAAUCUUUCAUUCAUUGACUUUUGGUUUUCUACCUCAACAGUUCCUAAGUUGAUUUCUGACCUGUACUCAGGUCACAGUAUCAUUUCAAUCCAGAGCUGCAUCUUCCAGAUGUUUGUCCUCCAUCUCCUGGGGGGAUGUGAGAUGGUGUUGCUGGUAGCCAUGGCCUGGGACAGAUAUGUGGCAAUAUGCAAACCCCUCUACUACCUGACCAUCAUGAACCCACAGAUGUGUCUUUUGCUUUUGAUUGGUGCCUGGAUUAUUGGUCUCAUUCAUUCAGUGGCUCAAUUAGCUUUUGUUGUCCAUUUGCCUUUUUGUGCUUCUAAUGAGAUAGAUAGCUUUUACUGUGAUCUUCCUCGGUUCAUCAAAAUGGCAUGUAUAAACACCUACAGAAUGGAGUUCUUGGUUACUGCUGACAGUGGAUUUAUUUCUCUCAGUACCUUCUUCUUAUUGAUUAUCUCUUACAUCUUCAUACUGUUUACUGUACGGAAACAGUCCUUAGGCAGUUUGUCCAAGGCCUUCUCUACACUUUCUGCUCACAUUUGUGUGGUAGUUUUGUUCUUUGGACCAUGCAUCUUUGUGUACAUAUGGCCAUUUCCUACUGUGCCAGUCGAUAAGUUCCUGGCCAUUCUGGACUACAUGAUUAUACCCAUCCUGAACCCUGCCAUUUACACGCUGAGGAACAAAGACAUGAAGGUGGCAAUGAGAAGACUGAGUGUUCAACUCCUGAAUAGGAAAAGUAUCUGCUAAGUUCCUCAUAAGCAUACACAACCUGA